Messenger RNA from Phlebotomus argentipes, 729 nucleotides. RefSeq lists its product as uncharacterized. The record is from RefSeq and is a predicted model, not a curated record. The transcript has 3 exons. Lineage: Eukaryota; Metazoa; Arthropoda; Insecta; Diptera; Psychodidae. Bases 345 to 614 code for a protein of 89 amino acids.
GUGGCGCGUAGAACGAUCUGGGGAGGUUCCAAGAAAUUUCCAGAAACCAUGAAAUCAUGUGUAAUUUUAGAAAUGACGACAUUUCUCCUGUCUCCAAUUUCUUCAUGAUUUUCACAACUAAAAAGGAAGGAAAAAGACUCUUACUUCUAUGGAUGAGUUUCAUUUAACUGUCGUUUUCCCGUCUUGUUUUUGAAAACAUCCUCCGGGGAUUUCCGACAGAGGCGCUGGCGCUGUUCUCGCAGUCUCUUCUCGAAGGAAAAGUGAAUGUCAAUCUGUGAGCAGAAGGUGCGGAAAUUCAGUGAAAAACCCAAUGAAAUCCUUUUCCGGGGGAUUUUCUGCGUAAUAUGCCGAAGAACAGCACAGAAUCGCGCCUGUGGAGAAUAGUCAAACGCAGUCUGGGCAUCGGAAUAGCGGCUGAGGUGGUUUUUCUCGCUGGCUCGUACGCCGUGUGGCAUCGCAUGAACACCAACUCGGAGUUCCGGAAAUAUAUGAACGAGAACUAUCCGUACUUCCUGGAGGGAUUCUACAGAGUUGGUGAGCUUCUGGGCAAGGGCGCGGAGAUUCGUCAGCUGGACGCUGCGCAGUGGAACAGAAGUCAGUCGAAGAGGGAUUGAUUCUUCUCAUGGCUCCACUCUUUGUCUAUGUGAAGUCAGCUGCGUGGUUAGUUACUUGCUCAGCUCUUGGCUACGUUUUCCUGAAGAUCACUGAGCCGAAGACAUUGAAAUUGAC